This is a messenger RNA of Physcomitrium patens, 1182 nucleotides long. Its product is annotated as acireductone dioxygenase 3. The record is from RefSeq and is a predicted model, not a curated record. Gene Ontology annotation, molecular function: acireductone dioxygenase [iron(II)-requiring] activity. Lineage: Eukaryota; Viridiplantae; Streptophyta; Bryopsida; Funariales; Funariaceae.
AUGAAUUUGUGGGUCCUUCGGUACACGAAGAGAUCUCUCGACACGGAUUUACGUUGCACUGCUCGUCUGUCGACAGCUCAAGAUCGUAAUCGCACCCAGGAUCCUCGUUUUCUUCUUUGUUUAAGAUUAGAACAAACCACCUGUACCGCCGUCCUGAAUCUCAUAGUCCGUUGACAUCGAGUGGUUGAGUUGUUGGAGUAGGGAGGACAGCGGGAGCCAGGCCGACAGCGUUCAGGUUGUUGAGCUCUCCGGAAGCUCGGGUGCUAAGAGGGCAGUCGAUUUCUCACAUUGGGGAGGAGCUUUGACGGGGUUCGCGCCAUGGGUUUGGAGGUGCAGAGACCGCUCAUGGAGGCUUGGUACAUGGAUGAUUCAGCGGAAGACCAACGAAUGCCUCACCAUCGCAACCCACCUGAGUAUGUUUCUUUGAAAAAGCUUGCAGAGCUUGGUAUUUUACAUUGGGUUCUUGAUGCUGAUAAUUAUGAAACGGAUCCUGACCUGAAACACAUCCGGAAAGAAAGAGGGUAUAGUUAUGAGGAUUUUGUGGAUGUGUCUCCUGAAGCGUUACCCAAUUAUGAGACGAAAAUAAAAAACUUCUAUGAGGAGCACAUUCAUACGGAUGAAGAGAUCCGUUAUUGCCUGGAUGGCAGUGGCUACUUUGAUGUUCGCGACCCAGAAGACCGUUGGAUUCGAAUAUGGGUGCAUAAAGGAGACAUGAUUGUGUUGCCCGCAGGAUGUUACCAUCGGUUCUCUCUGGACGCGAACAAUUAUCUCAAGGCAAUGAGGCUGUUUGUAGGUGAACCAAUCUGGACCCCAUAUAACCGACCUCAAGAUGAGCAUCCCGUUAGGAAGGAAUAUAUCAAUCUCUUUCUCAAGCCUCAUCUCGACAAAUCAGACCUGUCAUUGGCAACACAAAACGCGGAAACUGUCUAAAGAUGAAGUUGUUCAGUACGCUUUCUAACAGAGAAUCUCAACGGUGCCUUUUCGCAUAAACUUCUAUCCUGAUACGGGAAUCCCACAGAGGCGAUUCAUUACGUACAUGUUAUGAAGAGGGUGUUUUCAGUUGAAUUGUAGAUACUCAAUACUUUUGAAACCCAAUACUUCGGGUUUUGGCUACAUACACAUCUCAUUGUAAUCGAACUUGUGCAAGUGGAGCUUAAUAGGAAAGUGGUGCUUUUGAUCAUA